Messenger RNA from Penicillium soppii, 2178 nucleotides. Its product is annotated as origin recognition complex subunit 4. Bases 1 to 2178 code for a protein of 725 amino acids. NCBI's taxonomy places the organism in Eukaryota, Fungi, Ascomycota, Eurotiomycetes, Eurotiales, Aspergillaceae. The transcript has 2 exons. The record is from RefSeq and is a predicted model, not a curated record. Gene Ontology annotation, biological process: DNA replication initiation; DNA replication. Gene Ontology annotation, cellular component: nucleus; nuclear origin of replication recognition complex. Gene Ontology annotation, molecular function: DNA replication origin binding; ATP hydrolysis activity.
AUGAGGGAUCCCCGUGCAUCAAAGAGGAGAAGAGUCUCCGGGGACGCAGACGGAGACAUCGAGAUGGGAACCGAUGACCAGGACGUAUACUCCGUUCCAUCAUCUCCGGAAAACCACAGAACAUCCCCUACGCCAGCAAAAAGCGCAUCCCGACGCCGAUCUACCCGAGGCGGAGAUAACCCCAACGAGAAAUCAGUGGACCAGAAUGGCGAACCAGAUCAGGAAGUGGAAACGCCAGCUCGGGGAACGCGGUCCAGCGGGAGAACGCGCAGAACGCCAAAAAGAUUCGAAGAGGAAGUCGUCACGCCCGCCUCAAAGAGAAAACCAGCGACUACGCCCUCAAGAAGUGCUCGUGCGACCCGAAGCGCGCGAAAGCUGAAACAGUCACCGGUCGACGAUGAAGAAGACGAGGACGAUGAACCUGAUUUCGAGGACGAGGACGAUGACGAGGAUGACGAUGAGAUGGAUGUGGAUGAACCAUCUCCAGAGCCCGCUCCCCGUUCGGUAGCAAGGACCAGGUCCAAGAGAAGCACCGCGAAACCGAAACCGAGAGCCAGCCGAAAGGCGCCCGAACAAAGAAAAGAAAAUUCCCCCUCGCCUGAUUAUCAAGAUGGCUUAGAUGACCUUGUUGCAUUGCAACUCCAACAGGGUCUUCCCCAGGAUGAAGCGGAGGCGCAUGAGACAGCUGAGAUUAUUGAGCAGUUGCCGGAAUACGCUGAAGCACUCCAAUCACUCUGUCAGAUGGGUUUCGGAAACGAGGUCCGCUUUCUCGCGAACGUUGUUCUUGAAAAAUUAGCAGGGAAACGACAAGUUCCAAUCCGAGGGCUCGAACCUGAAUACCAGAAAGUUCACCAGCUCAUUGAACAGACAGUUUCAGUCGGCGAGGGUAAUUCUAUGCUUCUUCUUGGAUCCAGAGGGUGCGGCAAGACCGCGAUUGUGGAAACUAUAAUUUCUUCGCUUAGAAAGGAGCACCAUAACGAUUUCCACGUCGUUCGUCUCAACGGAUUUUUGCACACUGAUGACCGUCUGGCUUUGCGAGAUAUGUGGCGCCAGCUCGGUCGCGAGAUGCAUACUGAGGAUGACGCGGCCAAGGUCAGUUCAUAUGCCGAUACAAUGGCGACGCUUUUGGCUUUGCUGUCCCACCCUGAAGAGUUGUUUGGAGCUUCUGGAGAUGCAGGCUCAAAGACUGCUGCGAAAUCCAUUGUAAUUUUGUUGGACGAGUUCGAUCUGUUCGUCACUCACCCACGACAGACUUUGUUGUAUAACCUCUUUGAUAUUGCCCAGGCCCGCAAAGCGCCCAUUGCGGUGAUUGGGCUUACAACGAAGGUCGACGUAACCGAAAUGCUUGAGAAGCGUGUGAAGAGUCGAUUCAGUCAUCGUUAUACUUAUGUGCCCCUGCCUCGAUCAUUUGAAGACUUUUCGGACAUCUGCCUAGCCAGUUUAGACCUUAAUGAUGCCGAAAUGGCAGAUAUUGCAGUUGAGCUGGGCGAUGAGCGCGGUCUUGUGCAGUCGAACAGAUGGAAGACGCUACUUGAAGGAUGGAAGGAGUAUUUGAAGCACCUGUGGAACGACAAAGACUUCCAAUUCCAUCUCAAGCAGAUCUAUAGUCAAACCAAGUCCGUGAAAGAGUUUUUCGCCAGCGCGUUGCUCCCCAUGAGCGACUUCCUACAAAGCGUAUUGGUCGCCGAUGCACCAAUCCCCCAAAUCCCAACCCCAAAAAGCUUCGCCUCCCAAACCCUAUCAUGCCCCGACCCACCGCCCCUCCCAUUCUCUACAUCCAUCACAUCAUCCAGUCCCUCAUCGCUGCCACUAGCUUUGUUGGUAGCGGCAACUCGUUUAGCAGCUCUCUUCGACCCUGGCAACGACGGAACCCAGGCACAGAGCAUGGGACCUCUCGCGCUUUCCUUCCCCGCCGCAUAUGCAGAAUAUGUGCGUCUUCUGACAUCUGCCAAAACAUCUGCCUCGGUGUCUGGAGCUACUGCCACACCGGGUCGUGUCUGGGGCCGGGACGUCGCCCGCGAGUCUUGGGAGAAGCUGCUCAGUUGGGGUCUUGUGACUCCUGUCGGCAGUGGUAAUGGCACUGCUGACGGUCAAAUGUUCCGUGUGGAAAUCAGUUUCGAGGAGGUUAUUGAGAUGGCUGGCUCGGGAGGUUCUUUGGGCCAGUGGUGGCGCGAAUAA